UCCGGGUGCCGGUGGGGGCUGCUCUGGAGCGGCGGCGGCGGCAGCUGGAGCCGGGUGCUCGCUCGCCCGCGCGCUUGCUGAGACCGCGCGCGCUGGCCUGGGAGCCCCUCACUGGAUCCGCGAGCGUCGCCCCUCCUGCCCCGAGCUCACCGUCUUCCUCUCGCGCCGCCAGCAGCUGCCCCGGCGCGGGCAGCCGACAGGGCCCCGGGGCUGAAGGUAAAACCCCACGGAAGAAACGUGAAGCUCCCCUGGAAAUCAUUCAAGAGGAAGAUGGAAAGGGCUAUCUAAAAGAGACUGAGAGCUGCGGACCGCAAGACUGGGGCCAGAGGGCUGGCAGCAGAAACCCCUGUUGGGUUGCGCUCUCUCACUGAAAAGUCCCAGUGGCCUUUCUCCUUCCUGCCGAAGGAAGGGAGAGAAGGAGCAGACAUGUCCAUAGCCUUGAAGCAGGUGUUCAACAAGGACAAGACCUUCCGGCCAAAGAGGAAAUUUGAACCUGGCACGCAGAGGUUCGAACUCCACAAACGGGCUCAGGCCUCCCUCAGCUCGGGCGUGGACCUGAAGGCAGCUGUGCAGCUGCCCAGCGGGGAGGACCAGAACGACUGGGUAGCGGUGCACGUGGUGGACUUCUUCAAUCGCAUCAACCUCAUCUACGGCACCAUCUGUGAGUUCUGCACCGAGCGGACCUGCCCUGUGAUGUCAGGGGGCCCCAAGUACGAAUACCGGUGGCAGGAUGACCUCAAGUACAAGAAGCCGACUGCCCUGCCGGCCCCCCAGUACAUGAACCUUCUCAUGGACUGGAUCGAGGUCCAGAUCAACAAUGAAGACAUCUUUCCCACGUGUGUGGGUGUUCCCUUCCCAAAGAACUUCCUGCAGAUCUGCAAGAAGAUCCUCUGCCGCCUCUUCCGGGUCUUCGUCCACGUCUACAUCCACCACUUCGACCGGGUCAUUGUGAUGGGUGCCGAGGCCCAUGUCAACACCUGCUACAAACACUUCUAUUACUUCGUCACGGAGAUGAACCUCAUAGACCGCAAGGAGCUGGAGCCCUUGAAAGAGAUGACGAGCAGGAUGUGUCACUAACGGCCCCAUCUUACCCUCCGGAAGAAAGAGGAAAGCUGUUUUCCUCCUGGCGGCCCAGGCGGGCAGGAGGGAGACUUCCCAGGCUGGAGAGGCGCGCCUAUUGCCAGGAACAGGCCCAGCUGGAGACCAGCGGUGACUCCGGAGAGUGGUUCCCUGCUCACCUCAUGUGCUCUCAACCCUCUGAGUGCUGCUAGCGUGACCUGUGGACCCGCCAGGAGGGAAGGACCACCCCUCGCCCAUCCUGGAGAAAGGAUGCCCCUGCACUUAACACGCACAGCGCAGUUGUGCAGUUCUGCCUGUGACCUGACACCUAAGCUUUGCUGAAAUUCAGGUUUUGCGCCCAAGGUCCUUAUUCUACUUACUUACCUGUCUCCUCAGCCAGCUGCCUUUUCUGUAACGUGUGUUCUAAGUACCCAGUGAAUUUUGGAACUCUGGAUGUACAACCAGUUUUUCUCUAACAAGUCUUCUUGUGCCGUCUUGGCAGACUUUGGCCCCUGAUGCUGUGGUCUCGGCUGGGAGGUGUGACGCCCGCCGGCUCACAGCAUCCGCGCAAUUUCUCCCCAUAAGCAGUUUUACCAGGGACCAUUCCACGGGGCGGUUUGUCACUGCCCCAAACAGGGUCUGCACUCUUUCACUGUGGGGACGAGACUGGUCUCUAGCCUAAGGCUGGCUAGUUACCAGUUCACCCUGAACAGAGUAUCUUUAAAAAAAAAAAAAAAAAACCACGCCAUUCCUUGUCUCUUCCGGUCAAGAUUUUUUUUUCCUGUUUCUCCGAAGAGAGAAAUAAAGGAAGUUAUAAAUGACCAAGAAUGAUCAGCAGAAGCACUGAGCCAGAUUAGUGCAGUGUUUGUUCGUUAUUAAAGGGUGUGGUGCCUGUCUCAACGUAAUACUGAGAUUUCAGUUGGGGGUAGGGGGAAGAAAAGUACAAUGGGUAAUUUGAUGCCUGUAGCUCAGACAUCCAGCCCAUUGACUUGUUGUCUUCCCAACCGGCCCUCUGAGCUUCUAGAUCCAGUCGUUGUUUUCUUCCUGUUCCUCCGCACCCCCACCUCCUCCGCCUGCAUUUGACAUUACAAAACAAAGUUAAUUUCUGCCCGGGUGAUGCUCCUGCCAUGGUUGCCAAGGUAACAGGCAAGCUGGAGCCGUCUUCCUUCUUCCAUCCUUGCCGAUGUUUGGAUCCCAGCAGACAGACUCAUUCUGUGCUGCAGCCUGCCUUUUGAAAGCUACCUGACUUCGCUGAAGUAAUGUUGCCUUCACUGAUCCAUUAGCAAAACUGUGGUGGUCCCAAGAGUCUGUAACUAGGGGGUGAUGAUACUUCCGGUGAUCAUUUGAAUUUGACAAAAUAGCAGUUGGUGGAGGGAAGUAGAUGAGAAUGUAUUAGUGAAUUUUAAUGUAAUACUGAUUAAAGAAUAACUUAACAACUCUGACUUUGUCUCAUUACAUGUGACAUGUGAAAGCCAUCUGGGGCUGCCACAAGAGCCUGGAAAGGCAUGAAACCUUUUUUUGGUCCAAACUAAGAAAGGACUGACUCUCUGGGCACUGUGGCAUUCUUUGUUGACCUAACCCAGCAAACCAACCCUUGCUUUGUAUUUUGUCAAAUGCCGUCUCAUGGAAUUCAAAUGCUGCUACCUCUCUUCAUAUUGUGUUCUGAUCAAGAACAAACAUACCAUUUUUUGGUUUGGUUUUGUUUGCUUCCUGAGUAACUUUGAGAGGACAAGAUAGAGAUUUUUUCAGCAUCAUUUCUGGUUUAAAGGAUCCAGAGAACAGACAAAUGAGCCCAUCUUCCUGACCUAUGCGCUAUGCAGUAAGUGCCACAUGGGAGUGUUGAGCAGUGGGAUGGAGAAAUGAUAGCACGGAGCCCAGGUCCUGGAAGGAACCCUGAAGUUUGGCACCAAGGAAAACCACAGGAGGUUUGCUUGAAAAAGCUGACAUUUCAAUUAAUGCCUAACCAAGUAGGAUGAUGGACUCUGAAGACUUUUGUUAUGAAUUCUUUCGAAGUUUAUUUUCUAUUAACUGUGCAUAUGAAAUUUCCACUCAAUUAAAAAAAAAUCUGGAUUUUUUUUUAACUUCUUGGAACAAUUUCCUCAUGGUUAUAUUGUUCACUGCACUUCUAGGAAAAGUGCUGGCAAGACACUCUUAUUUUUUAAUUAUAGAUGGUUCCUAUUCCCACAGAACUUUGUUUGGCAAAUUGUGAAGAAAAUCACUACAAGCGAUUUUUUAUGUCUUUGGCUUGACUGCAUCCUGAGAACUUCUCCUGGCAAAUGCAGAUCUGAGUUCCUGUGGCCCUUCAGGCAUCUUCUGCUUUCUGGAUCUGCAGUUGACACCUGGCUUCUUCCUUCUGACCUGGCUGGCUCCCCUCAUUUCCCACUAUUAUUUUAAAGUUGAGUAAUAAAUACAUGCAUCUAUGAUUUUUUUUUUUUUUUGAGAAAUGUCAAAGUGGGAACUUCAAAAGGAAAAGAUUACAGUGACAUCCAUAUACCCACAGUUGUCAAUCUCUUUAGUUAAUGGAUUAGAGUCCUUCUUUUAUGUAUGUUUGGGGUCUGUGUGUGUGUGUGUGCGCGCGCGCGCAAGUAUGUGGGGGUUUCAUGGCGCUGACAUUAUUAAAGAGUUCAAACUGCUUUGAACUCCAGAAUGUCCCACAGUCUGGAAUUUUUUUCUGGUUUCCUCAUUAUUAGAUUCUGUUAAACAUUUUUAGCCAGAACACUACGUAAGUGGUAUUGUUUCUUUCCUUCUGCAUCACACCAGGAAGCAUGUAAUGUUCUGUUGUCUCUUUUUAUGAUAAAUACUAAGCUUGAUCAGUGGGGGAGGUGUCAUCUGGCUGAUGCAUUCAUCAUGAAGUUCCAUAAUUCAUCAUAAACCUCUGAAAUUUAAUAUUCAUACGUUUUAUAGAGUGUGAGACUGCUUUCCUUUCUUAAUGUUCCAAAGAGGUCGAGAAGUUCCAAAAGAUUACAGCCAUUGCAGUUAGAUGUUGUCGCAGUGACAAAGAAUUCAUCUCUUCCUGUGUCACAGAGGGAAGGAGAAGCUAAAAGUUUCCUUCUGCAGGCAGUGCACGAGUAUGCUGGUUAGUGAGAAUUUGUUGUGGUCCCUGGAGCCGUAGUUAAAAUAUAUAUAUCUUUUUUCUGCGAAUCCUCAGUGACCUCCCAUUCAGACUGAUGGUUUAUUUUAGAGAGCACGUAUUUUCAUGAAAGGUGAUUGCCCAAGAGUGCAAAAACUGAUUUAGGUGGGGAGGAAAUCUUAGAUAUUACACUGAGUCAUGGCCCUCCCAAGGAGCCACAGUAUGUGCACAGAUAUAAAGUAUGUGUUUAGUAUUAAAAUUUCAUGGGGAUGGGGAAUGAUUAGGAAUAGAAUGUCUAAAAGGGCUCUUUAGGCAGAUGGUAGUGAAAAAAAUAGAUUGAGAAAUACUCAUCUGGGGUCAGUUUCUGCUUCUGAAACUGUUCAUUCUCUUCCUGGGGUGUUUGCUCAUUUCUGAGGGCCAGGAUAAGAGGAAGUGACUUUGAGGGUUUUUUUUUUUUUUUUAGCUAUUCCUUCUACAGCCUUCCAAACCAUAUCAGUUUGGAAGGUUUUUGGUAGGUUUUUCCAGGUGAAAAACCCAUUCUCCUCUCAACAGUCUUCAGGCACAGAAACCCUGCAGCAUCCUCUGGUGUAACCCUCAGAUCAUAUUCCAUGUGAAACCUUUCCAUUCAACUGGAGUUAACUAUUAUAUUGUCUCUGAGUUUCAGCUCACCUUUUCUAGUGUCCCACAUUAACAAAUAUCCAAAAACUUUUAAAAGUAAAACAUAAGUAAAAACAUACUAAAUGAGAGCUUUGUUUGCACAUCCACUAAUUAUUUGAAGACUCUUACCAGUUGUCCUUCAGCCUUCCUCGUUUAUCAUCUCCCAUUGGCUGAAUUCUCUUGGAAGUCAUGUUGUGCCAUUGCUAACAUUUCUAUACUUCAAUCUGAAGCCUUCCCAAAGCUGUCUAUGCCACUGUGUGUUAUAGAUAUAACCAGCAGAGAACAUGUAAGAAAUCCCUGCAUGCUUUCUCCAUACUGUACUGUGUCUUUGCUAACUCCUGAUUUGAUUUUAUACAUUUAUAAAUUUUCUAUUAUGUUUGCUCAUACUAAAUCCUUAUUUAUAUUCUGCAACACCAUUUUGUCCGAUCUUCUUUAAUGUCCUACUGUUAGCCUUCUUUGUAAGAUUACACUGAGUUGCUUUAAUUCCCUUUUUCAUUGGCGAAGCAUUAGGGGACAUGGAUAAUUUCUCUCAUCAUUUGUGGUGAUUAUGUCAUUCUGGUCAUUGCUGGAAGCAUCACUUCCUAUGGUCUCUACCCUUAUGUCACUUCCACAUCCCAUGGGUAUCACACUGUGAAUAAAAGAAAUAUCAUAGGAAAAGUACAAGAAAUGCGUCCAAAGGCAAAAUCACUGAAAGGAGUCUGAUGUGUCACUUGGAUAACACUGUUGUCCUUUGGUCUUUUUACUUCUUAAUAAAAUAGGUGAUUCUUGAUGAAAUAGGUGAUUCUCUCCUAGAAUUAGCCAAACAAAGCAUGUUUGGGAAAUAAUGGUUUUUUUCCUCUACUUUUAAAAACAUAUCAACAAAAAUAUUUUUAUAACAAGCUAUUCCCUCUGGGGGUUAUUAAUUCUGGACAAGACUUUUUCAAAGAAUAAAUGAGGAUUUCUGUAACUGUUAGAGGGAAGAGUCCAUUUCUAAUCUGACAAUUACGCUGUUUUACUAGCUUUGAGUGUUCUAAUUUCAAAGUUUUUCAGUAUCUUUUCUAAUUGCAUCAAGAAAAAAGAUUUAGCAUAAUUUUAGUUCCAUUUGUGAUUAAGGGUUUGGUUAUAAGAACAAACUAACCAUAAAAAACAAUUAAAAUGGAAAAUAAAACUAAAGGAUAUUUAUGAAAUCAGUUCUUUGUGAGUUUAAGAAUUCAAAUGUCACAAAUAAAAGACACACAGCUGUCA
Messenger RNA from Capra hircus (goat), 6010 nucleotides. RefSeq names its product MOB kinase activator 3B (gene MOB3B). The record is from RefSeq and is a predicted model, not a curated record. The transcript is spliced from 4 exons. NCBI's taxonomy places the organism in Eukaryota, Metazoa, Chordata, Mammalia, Artiodactyla, Bovidae. The coding region runs from base 427 to 1077 and encodes 216 amino acids. Gene Ontology annotation, cellular component: nucleus; cytoplasm. Gene Ontology annotation, molecular function: protein kinase activator activity. Gene Ontology annotation, biological process: signal transduction; positive regulation of protein phosphorylation.